AUGCCUUACUUGAAAUGUGUUGACGAAGAAGAAGCCAAGUACAUAUGGAAGAAAUCCACGAAGGAAUUUGCGGCGACCAUGCCGGCCCUAGGUGGACGCAGUGGAGCUCGUCAAGAAGUGCGACAAGUGCCAACGAUACAGGAAUGUCCAACGGCUUCUAGCAGAGAAACUGACGACGAUAGCCUUCCCGUGGCCAUUCGCAUGAUGGGGAAUCGACAUCGUCGGUCCAUUACCCCAAGGUUUGGAAUUCCAUUGACGAUUAUAUCAGAUAAUAGGAGGCAGUUCGACAAUGAAGGCUUUAGAGACUUCUGUUCAAAUCUAGCCAUCAAGAACCAAUUCUCAUCCUUAGGGCAUCCCCAGGCAAAUGGACAGAUAGAAGUAACGAAUCGGACACUACUCAAGAUUAUUAAAGCCAAGCUGGAUGACGGGAAGGGUGCUUGGCCAGAAGAAUUGCCUAAUGUCCUGUGA
This is a messenger RNA of Quercus lobata, 468 nucleotides long. RefSeq lists its product as uncharacterized. The record is from RefSeq and is a predicted model, not a curated record. The transcript is spliced from 3 exons. The coding region runs from base 1 to 468 and encodes 155 amino acids. Gene Ontology annotation, molecular function: nucleic acid binding. Gene Ontology annotation, biological process: DNA integration. NCBI's taxonomy places the organism in Eukaryota, Viridiplantae, Streptophyta, Magnoliopsida, Fagales, Fagaceae.